Amyelois transitella is the source of this 7812-nucleotide messenger RNA. It is a transcript of the gene MRP, whose product is annotated as multidrug resistance-associated protein 1. Gene Ontology annotation, biological process: transmembrane transport. The record is from RefSeq and is a predicted model, not a curated record. Gene Ontology annotation, molecular function: ATP binding; ABC-type transporter activity; ATP hydrolysis activity. Gene Ontology annotation, cellular component: membrane. Lineage: Eukaryota; Metazoa; Arthropoda; Insecta; Lepidoptera; Pyralidae. The coding region runs from base 290 to 4837 and encodes 1515 amino acids. The transcript has 26 exons.
UCGGCUGACUUUUGCUUUCUUGCUUGACUUGGUUUGGUUGGGUAGGUAUUUGGUGUCAGUCCGAAUGAAUGUGUGUUUCUGUGUGAUGGAUUUUCAAUUUGGUUGGUGCGUGGCGUGGCGAUGGUGUGGUGUGUGACUUUAGAAUAACUUAUCAAAAAAGACUGCCGUAAAUGAGUACUUAAGUGAUACGUGUAUAAAGUGGAAUAGUUAAUACAAAUAAAGUUUGUGAUUUUCAUGGCAAAUAGUGAAUAAAACUGUAUACUUUGUGCCUUCUUCACAAUUUGUGACAAUGUCUUACAAUUCCACGCUUGACUACUACUGCGGGACAACAUUCUGGGACGCCAACCUUACCUGGUAUACGGAGAACCCAGAGUUCACACCAUGUUUCCACAAAACGGUCCUCGUAUGGAUCCCAUGCUUUUACCUGUGGGCGGCAUCGUUACUGGACAUCUACUAUAUCGUGAACAGCAAGGAGAGGAACAUACCGUGGAACAUGUUGAACAUCAGCAAGCUGGUGAUCACGAGUCUGCUGAUCGUGGUCACGUGUGUGGACCUGGGAGUCGCCGUUCACCACUCCACCGGGGAGCAGGGGGAGUUUGACGUUUACAACGCCGAUUAUUACGGUCCAGUUCUCAAGAUUAGCACUUUUGCUCUAUCGGCAACGUUGAUGUUUUACAAUAGAAAAUUUGGAUUAAGAGCGUCAGGGGUACUGUUCUUCUUUUGGUUGCUCCUGAUCCUGGCCGGGUUACCCCAGCUUCGGUACGAGAUAACACGCCAUUACUCGCAGGACGACGACGAGAACAUAAGAUAUCAUUUCGUCAGCUACAUGGUGUAUUAUCCGUUGAUAAUAAUUAUGUUUUUACUCAAUUGCUUCGCCGAUUUACCUCCGAAGGAUACUCCUUACAAAUACGAAAAGAACCCGUGUCCAGAAAGCGCUGCCGGUUUCCCGAGCCGGCUGACGUUCAGCUGGUUCGAUCCCCUGGCCCUGACCGGGUUCCGCCGCAGUCUCACCGAGCACGAUCUCUGGGCGCUGAACCCACAGGACUCCACCACCGAGGUGGUGCCGCGUUUCGACAAGUUCUGGGAGAAGUCUUUGAGAAAAAGCUCCAACAGCAACGGUGCCAAAGCCACCUACAGCAAGACCUCGGCCAGCGUCAAUUUCAAGCCGGAGGCGGACAAGAAGCCGGCGUCCAUAUUGCCGGCUCUGUGUCUCGCGUUCGGCGGUCAGUUCCUGUUUGGAGCGCUAUUGAAGUUGAUCAACGACGUUCUUAUGUUCCUGUCGCCGCAAAUUUUGAAACUCCUCAUAGGUUUCGUUGAGAGCAAAGAGGAACUAUGGAAAGGCUAUCUGUACGCUGUUGGUCUACUGGCCUGCGCUUCUGUACAGACGCUGCUGCUGGCCCACUAUUUCACGAGGAUGUAUCUCGUGGGUAUGAGGAUACGGACGGCCCUCACCAGCGCCAUCUACAGGAAGUCCCUGAGGAUGUCCAACGCCGCGAGGAAGGAGUCCACAGUAGGGGAGAUCGUCAAUUUAAUGUCCGUGGACGCUCAUAGAUUCCUCGACCUGACCGCGUAUCUGAACAUGAUAUGGUCGGCUCCCCUCCAAAUCGCGCUGGCGCUGUACUUCCUGUGGGGCAUCCUGGGGCCGUCAGUCCUCGCCGGGCUGGCGGUGAUGAUCAUCCUGAUACCGGUGAACGGGCUGAUAGCCAACAGGGUGAAGACUUUGCAGAUCAAACAGAUGAAAUAUAAAGAUGAACGUGUGAAGCUGAUGAACGAAGUGCUCAACGGGAUUAAGGUACUCAAAAUGUACGCCUGGGAGCCGAGUUUCGAAGACCAAGUACUUAAAAUAAGGAACAAGGAAAUGAACGUGUUGAAACAAACUGCCUAUCUGAACUCCGCCACUUCAUUCAUAUGGUCGUGCGCACCGUUCUUGGUUACCUUCCUUACAUUCCUCACAUUCGUGGUCAUCGACCCAGAAAAGAACCAACUGACAGCCACCAACAUUUUUGUAUCGAUGUCACUGUUUUACACUAUACACCUGCCUCUAGGCCUCCUCCCCCUCAUCAUAGUGUCAGUGAUCGAGACAGCCGUGGGUAUUAAACGGUUGAAUAAGUUCAUGAAUUGCGAUGAAUUGGACGACAGCGCGGUGGAGCACGAUCCAAAAGAACCGAACCCACUUGUGAUAGAACACGGCCACUUCUCAUGGGGCACAGAAGCUGAGCCCACGCUGAAGAACAUCAAUGUGGAAAUCCCCAAGGGGUCGCUGGUGGCCGUGGUGGGCGCGGUGGGCUCUGGAAAGAGUUCACUGCUGUCUGCUCUGCUUGGGGAGAUGAACAAGAUCUCUGGCAGGGUUAAUACUCACGGUACCGUUGCGUACGUGCCCCAACAAGCUUGGAUCCAAAACGCGACGUUACAAGACAACAUAUUGUUUGGCAAACCUUUGGACAGUCACAAGUAUGAAAAUGUGAUUAACGUGUGCGCGCUCAAGACUGAUUUCGAUAUGUUGCCGGGCGGAGACCAAACGGAAAUUGGAGAGAAAGGUAUCAACUUGUCGGGCGGUCAGAAACAGCGAGUGUCUUUGGCGCGCGCCGUGUAUUACGACGCGGACAACUACUACCUCGACGACCCGCUCAGCGCCGUGGACUCUCACGUGGGGAAGCAUAUAUUUGAUAAGCUGAUCGGCCCCAGCGGGCUGCUGAAGAACAAGACCCGCGUGUGGGUGACCCACAACGUGUCGUACCUGGCGCAGACCGACCUGGUGCUGGUGCUGAAGGCCGGCCAGGUGUCGGAGGCGGGCUCGUACCAGCAGCUGCUGGAGAAGAAGGGCGCCUUCGCCGACUUCCUGCUGCACCACCUCAGCGACGCGGAGAGGACCUCGCCCGAAGAACUGGACGAGCUGAAGCAGGACCUGGAGAGCAAGCUGGGCUCGGAGUUCCAGAACAAGCUGCAGCGCGCGCGCUCGCUCUCGGAGAGCAACUCGGAAUCGGACGCCGCCGGAGACCGCCGGGAGAGCAUGAAGAAACGCACGCCCGAGCCCACGCCCAACGAGCUGAAGGAGAAGAACAAACUGAUUGAAGCCGAGAAGACGGAGACCGGGAGUGUGAAAUGGGGCGUGUACAAACACUACCUGAUGAGCGUGGGCGUGGUGGCGUCCGCCGUCACCGUGCUCAUGAACCUCGUGCUGCAGCUGUUCCAGGUCGGCUCCAACUACUGGCUGGCGCGCUGGUCCAACGACCGCCUCAUGUUGGUGAACAACACUGUGGACACGGCGAGACGAGACAUGUAUUUGGGCGUGUACGGCGCACUGGGCGUCGGGCAAGUGGUGUCGGUGUCGGUGUCGUCGCUGGCGCUGUACCUGGGCGCGCUGCUGGCGGCGCGCGCGCUGCACGCGGCGCUGCUGGCGGGCGUGCUGCGCGCGCCCAGCAUCGGCUUCUUCGACUGCACGCCGCUCGGCCGCCUGCUCAACCGGUUCAGCAAGGACGUGGACGUGCUGGACAACGUGCUGCCCAUGACGCUGCGCGGGUGGACGUCGUGCUUCUUCGCGGUACUAGGAACCCUAUUUGUGAUCAGUUUCUCGACGCCAAUAUUCCUGGCGGUGAUACUGCCGAUCGGCGUGGUGUACUACGUGAUACAGCGGUUCUACGUGGCCACGUCGCGGCAGCUGAAGCGGCUGGAGUCUGUGUCGCGGUCGCCCAUCUACUCCCACUUCAGCGAGAGCAUCACGGGAGCGUCCACCAUCAGGGCGUACGGCGUCACCAGGAGAUUCGUGGAAGAAUCCGAACGCGGCGUGGACCACAACCAAGAGUGCUACUACCCCAGCUGCAUCGCGAACCGUUGGCUGGCGGUGCGGUUGGAGAUGAUAGGCAACCUGAUCAUCUUCUUCUCCGCGGUGUUCGCGGUACUAGGCAGGGACACCAUCAACCCUGGCCUGGUGGGACUGUCUGUCAGUUAUGCGCUACAGAUAACGCAAACACUAAAUUGGUUGGUGCGCAUGACCUCCGAGGUUGAAACCAAUAUUGUCGCCGUCGAGAGGAUCAAGGAAUACGCUGAAACGAAGCAGGAGGCGCCAUGGACAAUCGGCGCGGGCCCGGGUCCGUCGUGGCCGUCCUCCGGAGCGCUGCAGCUGGAGCGGCUGACGCUGGGGUACCGCUCCGGGGAGCCGGCGCUGCGCGACGUCACGUGCGCGGUGGCGCCCGGCGACAAGCUGGGCAUCGUGGGCCGCACCGGCGCCGGGAAGUCUACCCUCACUCUGGGGCUGUUCAGGAUAGUAGAAGCGAUGAGUGGCAAGAUCUUAAUCGAUGGCAUUGACAUCUCUACCCUGGGUCUUCACCAGCUGCGCUCGCGCAUCACCAUCAUCCCGCAGGACCCCGUGCUGUUCUCCGGGACCCUCAGAAUGAACCUAGACCCAUUUGAGGUCUACACCGAUGAAGAGAUCUGGAGAUCUCUAGAGCAUGCCCAUUUGAAGGACUUUGUACAAGGGCUGCCGGCGGGGCUGCGGCACGCGGUGGCGGAGGGCGGCGAGAACCUGUCGGUGGGGCAGCGCCAGCUGGCGUGCCUGGCGCGCGCGCUGCUGCGCAAGACGCCGCUGCUGGUGCUGGACGAGGCCACCGCCGCCGUCGACCUGGAGACCGACGACCUCAUACAGAAAACAAUCCGGUCCGAGUUCGCGAGCUGUACAGUGCUGACGAUAGCCCACCGCCUCAACACCAUCAUGGACUCCACGCGCGUGAUGGUGCUGGACCGCGGGCAGCUGGUGGAGUUCGCGCCGCCCGACCAGCUGUUGCAGGACAGGAACUCCGUCUUCUACGGCAUGGCCAAGGACGCGGGACUCGUCAAUUGAGUAAGGGAUGUUGCGGAGGUCUGCAAGGAAACUUGGUCUGUUUGUGUGUAUUCAGAUGUUUUUGCAGGCGACUGUACGUGUGUACUAGGAGCCACGGUGUAAAUAACAAUUGCACCGUGAAUAACUUUUUCUAUUAUUUUUUUUUAGUUAAAACAAUUUUUUUCUUAUCCAAAAAAAUCCAAGAUCGUAUUUUCUGAAGUUUGUAAUAUGGAGUUUGGCGUCAUGCUCUUUCGUGAUAGGUGACACGGAAAAGAAGUACCGGCGUGGGAGUUGAGCUGUGAGCGUGUUCAAUCGUGUCAAUCGACGCGAAGCUAAAAAAAGCCGCCAUUUUGAAAAAUUUAAAUAAAAUAAUAUCUUAUAAAUGUGAUAUUGUCAUUAUGAUUUAUAAAUUGUGCUUCAAAUUGUUUAUACAUACUUUAUAAUUUUGUUUAAAACCAAUUUAUAAAAUUAACCCGAGUUGGUUAUAUUCCGGUUCAAUACGAUGGUAUGCUAUUUACCUGGUAGGUACUUUUUACCUUAGAUACUGAAGAUUGUAUACAUUUAUAUGUGGCCCACUAUACAUUGCAGGGACAUAAAAUAUGUAUGCGUGUAAGUUUUGUUUUUUUUUUCCGUCACUACGAAAUGUUGCAAAACGUUGUUUUGUUGUAAUAUUGUCAAAGUGAUAAUCAUUUUCUAGAUAGAAGAUAUACCCCAAAAGUAGUAAGGUUCGAAACUAGCUCGCGACAAAUGCGUUUCUCUUAUUUAUAUAGUUUUGUAAUAAAACAGCGAAGGCUUUUGAUGUGAUUUUAAACAACUUCUAAAUCGGACCAAGUUCUUAAUGCAUGGUCUGAGUCCCAAAUCAUCUGUUUUGUUUUGUUUUCGUAAACUGUCACAAGGAAAAUACACUACCCUACGCUCAAUGAACACGUCAAGCCUUUUAACUGUAAAGGAAUCUUUACAAAUAAAGCUUUUGCACGGGGCGCCUAAAAUAUUUUUUUCAUAAGUUAUUUUUUUAGUAACUCAUGCUUUACCAAUUUUCAUGUAAAAAAAAAACAUUUUGUGGAAAAAAUGUUACUUUAAUUUGCGCUCUCGAAAUUAUUUCAAUAAGAUCUACUUGAAGAAAACGCAGAAGAUCACAUUUUUAAUUUUCAAUCUCAUUUUUUAUCUUUGGACGAAUGUAUGAUUGAAUAAAUAUUAGAUAUUCCUUAGGUACUUAACAUCAAAAUAUAUUUAUAAAACGGUGACCUACUUAAUAACAAUCACAAGAACAAUAUUGUAUCAAUUGUGUAGUUAGUCACAUUAUGUGCACAUUCUCAUACAGGGUUAUGAUAUGUUUUGUUUUACUACAAUUAAAAUAAUCUUGCUACAUCACAAUGAUAUCACACCAACGCCGCGCCUAUCAGAAUGCUAACAGGCAAAUAUUUAUUUUUUGUUUUUUAUUAUUUCCGACCGCCAUACAAAACGUAUUAUUUUCUCGAAUUUAGAUAACAUGAAUUUAGUAAGUAAUUAAUAGAAGUUAAUUAGACUGCACUAGAAUGAAGUUAAACAGUUGUGUAUUUGCGUGAAAUACUCGUUGUUACAGUUUUCAAAUUUUAUAACGAAAGCAUGGAGAUGCGAGUUACCAUUAAACUUAGAAAGCUAUUGAUAAUUGUAAUGAAAUUGCGAAAGUUACUGUGAACCAGUUUUUUUUUUUUUUUUUGUAGAAAUAUACCGUCAAGCUUAGAGAAUUAUGUACUUAAAUUGGCACUUAGAAUUUUUAAGUUUUAUUUUGAGGGUUCUUAAAAAGUAAAUAAGUACUUACGAUUUUUAUGUGUUGUAGUUUAUUUGGUGCCUUUAUUUUACUAACCUCUAAUAAAAAGUUAGCACACCGUGUAACUUGGAAAGCUUUCAUAUCUAUUUGUUAUUUACAGUAUAAAUAUGUAUAUUGUAUAUACUUAUAGACAAGUGUACAGUUUUAUUAUUUUGUGAACAAUUUUAAUAGUAAGUAUCUAUUUAAAACUAUUUCUCACUAUUUGUGCCUAGACAGAUUAGAUUCGAUUUACUGUCAAUUUAACUUAAGUACAGUGCAGCAAUAAAAUGUGAUAACGUAAUGCAAUCCUUGUAAAUGUUUUAUACAUAAUGUUAGUAAUAUUACAUACAUGUAUUUGGAACUAUUACUGAGCUAGAAUGUUUGUUUGUUCGUUAUCUAGCCACCACUGCCUUGUUAGCGCCAAGUUGUCACUUAGGAGAAAUGUCAGCUAAGGUUCUAAUUAUCACAACUCGAUAUUUUUUACACAUCGUAAUUUCUGGAUAAUUAUCCCUUUAAAUAUUUUUUUACUACUAUUUUAAUUAUAUAUGUAGUGUUAACGCUGGGACAUGUUUGUUUUUAUUAUAUGAUACUCAAUUGACAAUUUAUUCUGCAUUAAUUAAAAAUGAGGUUACAGUUCAUGUUUUUUUUUUCAUAGAAAUUUAUUCCUGCUCAAUGUUGUGUAAAUUUUGUGAAUAACAUGUUAACUUUGUAAUGCAUAUUUUUGUAUGUUUUUCCUUUAUGUAUAUAAAGGAAGAUGAGAAGCAGGAAGAAAUUUCGUUUUAUAAAGCUUGAUCUAAAUAUAAUUUUCUCAUAAAACCCAGUCGGGCGAGACGUUCGCAUCAUACAAAUGUACGUACAGUUUUAUAAAAUUACUUUUGUAAUAUUUUUAUACCUCAUAAGGUUGUAUUGUAAUUAACAUAUUUCGCUACAAAUUGUGUAAUCUACAAACCAUAUGUAACGUGUGCAUUUAAUUAUAUUUUAGGCGGAAAUGCGUACUUAGCCAUAGUCCAUCAUUUGUGAUGAGAUUUCUUGCCUGCAUUUUGAAGUGUUCAGUAUGAACUGUGUUAUAUCGCGUAUUCAGUGCACAGUCUCGAAUGUGUAUGGUGAAUACCCAGUGAAUGUUUUGUACCAAGUGACAUGUGUUAAAUUAGCAGUAAUUAAUGUUAAAAUUACCAAUUGUAAUGGAAAUUAAAAUAGGUAAACUUUA